UUUGAUGACUGAUGCUGAUUAAAAAUAACAAAAAAAUAUGCUGAAAUGAUGUAAACACUGAAAUCCAGUAAAUGCCAAUAAAAUCCAGAGGUACUUUUGGAUGGAAGAGACAUCCAGCACGAGACAGAACAGCAGACAUGGGGCCUGCAGCUGACAGACAUGUGAACGUCUGAAGUGAAACCACGGCACUGUUUACACAUGAGCAAUAUGCACAUGCAUAUGUUCACACACAUAACCACAACGUAGCCAGAGGGAAGUACAGCUAAAUUUAUGUUGUAAUGAUCACAUGAUUAUCGAUAAUAUAAGAUUGAAGGCUGAGCACUGUGGUACAGACAGCAAUUCUUCAACUGAAGGUGUUUCUGAACACUUUUGAGAAGAUCAUCACCCUGAAAAACUUCACCAUGAGGCUUUUUCUCCUGUUGGCUUUGAUGGCAUCCAUCCUUCUCUCAACCACUGCAAUGCAACCUCUUGGGAGAGGCUACAACAGCCAGUGCAAGUGUCUACAGUUGGAAUCCAGGGUCAUCCCACGCAACAGCCUGAAGAGCGUCGAGAUUAUCCCCAGAGGAUCGCACUGCAAGAACACGGAGGUCAUCGCUGGUCUGACGAGUGGAGAGAGGAUUUGCCUGAAUCCUAAAACUGCGUGGGUUAGGAAGCUUGUCCAGUUCAUCGAGAAGAAAGAGAGAGAAACAAAGAAAGCAUGAAGACAUUAAAGAACUCUGAUGCACAUCAAUAGAAAAGAUGUGAAACCUAACUGUGAAUGGUUUGGAUAAACUGACAUAGUGUGCCUUUUGCCCAGAUCAGGCUUUGUGCAAUUUUAUACUGAAGAUUCUUAAUUUAAAAAAGAACGGCACCAUUUAAUCUUAACAUUAUGUUUUAAUUAAGCUGUGCAGUUUUCCUUAGUUACUUAUGUAUAUAUGUAUUUUUUAUCUAGGGUAGGGCCCCAUACAUAUAACAUAUAGCAGGACCUCUUAGAUUAUCCAAAAACUUAAGAACAGAGUUGAGUCUGUCCAGUUGAAGAAAAAAAGGGCUGAGGGAUAUUCCUACUGAGUAAUUUGUAUCUGUGGCAGUAUUCCAUAUAUUUCUUGUAAUGAAUAGCAGAGUGACUCUAAAGAAUAUUGUAUACAUUUGAAUAUAUUUAAAUUAUGGCAUUAAAUUAACAAAAAAGACUUUUUUUUGUUUAAAAGUAGCAAAUUGGUAGGUAGUGCAAUAAUGUGCAUGUGAAUGUGUUAAAUGCUGCAUAUCUAAACACAGAGCUCUUAGGGAUUAAACCUAGUCCCAAACUAAACAACAAUAUGAAGAUUUCCAUUGAUUGAAAAAUGUAUCCCAGCACUAGCUAUGAUAUUAUGUUGAUUCAGUAUAAACUUUAUACUCUACAUCACAACAUAUGUAAGAAUUAUUUGUGUCAGUCUAUUAAUCCACCUGUCACACAGAGAUUAAGAAAUCAGUUACAAGAGGUUUGUGUAACACUUAGGAAACACCAGUUAUUGAUAGUUUCAAUUAAGAGUUUCACUAAGACAAUACAGACAUAAAUUCCAGUAGUUCUUACAACUAUAAGCUACCUUUGGCAAAAAAACUAUCAUGCUCCCACAGGAUUCUUGUUAGUCAGAGAUCAAUGUUCUGGAUAAGAUUGUGCACUCCACAUUUGUCUUUCUUCCUACCUAAUCUAACACAUCUGAUUUGAUGAACUCUUGUGUAAAAUUUUAAGGUCUUUCACAAGCAGAAUCAGCAGAAAUGGCCAGAUGUGCAAACUAUCAGGGCCCCAGAACUACCAGUACAAGGACUUGCAUAACUCUUUAAAAAGAGCAGGCUUAUUAUUAAGUUAUAAACCUUAUGACAUAUUUGUCAUCAUUUACUGUGAAACAUUCGGUUGGUAUUAUGAAACUGAACGGCGAGGUGAAUAGUUCAUAGGCCACGUUAAGAACUGUGGGGUUUAAGAGGUUAACAGUUCAUUAGCAGUGGUACCUCUAUCAGACUAUUAUAUUGUGUGGUCAAUCCAACUGGAGUUGACUGGCAUUGUCUUGAUUUAACCUCUAAACUGCUUGCUUGUAACAAAGCUAAUUUUUUUACUUACAAUGUGUUUUCCUUCUAAUAAUCGGAAAAAAUGUAUGUCUUUAACAUUUAUAAUAAUUUUUAUAUUCCAAUUCAAUGUCAUUUCUUUGUAUUUGUU
Messenger RNA from Astyanax mexicanus (Mexican tetra), 2167 nucleotides. Its product is annotated as interleukin-8-like. The record is from RefSeq and is a predicted model, not a curated record. Gene Ontology annotation, cellular component: extracellular region. The coding region runs from base 402 to 701 and encodes 99 amino acids. NCBI's taxonomy places the organism in Eukaryota, Metazoa, Chordata, Actinopteri, Characiformes, Acestrorhamphidae. The transcript has 3 exons. Gene Ontology annotation, biological process: cellular response to lipopolysaccharide; inflammatory response; antimicrobial humoral immune response mediated by antimicrobial peptide. Gene Ontology annotation, molecular function: CXCR chemokine receptor binding; chemokine activity.